UCUAAUAGACUUUAAGAAGGAGUCAGAGAUUAGCUCAGGGACAAAGGCUGGCAGCAGACGUGAGCCAGGAGCAGAGCACACAGAGCGAUGGAACGAGAGACCCUGGCCCUCGGCUGGGCCAUGGCUGCCAUCCUGCUGCUGCAGAUGGCUGGGGCAGAACAUUCCUCGGGGACCCCACACAAUGAGGCGGGGGUGUUUGCAGACCUGAGCGCCCAAGAAAUGAAGGCCGUGCACAGCUUCCUGCAGUCCAGGAAAGAGCUGAGGCUGCAGCCCUCUGCAGCCCCAACCAUGGCCAAGAACAGCAUAUUCCUCAUCGAGAUGCUGCUGCCCAAGAAGCGACAUGUGCUGAGAUUUCUGGAUAAAGGCGAAAGGCAUCCUGAUAGGGAAGCUCGUGCCGUCGUCUUCUUUGGAGCCCAGGAGCAUCCCAAUGUCACUGAGUUUGCUGUGGGGCCCCUCCCAUGGCCCAACUACAUGCGAGUGCUGUCCCCCAGGCCUGGACACCAGUUCUCCUGGACAUCCCGACCCAUCACCAGGGUAGAGUACACCCUCCUCCACCACACCCUGCAGGCAGCCAUCAAGCCCCUGCAUCAGUUUUUCCUUGACACCACAGGCUCUUCAUUCCAAGACUGCCACAGCCGAUGCCUGACCUACACCGACAUUUCCCCCCGGGGCUUGGCUUCUGGAGAGCGCCGCAGCUGGCUUAUCAUUCAGCUCAAUGUAGAAGGCUAUUUCUUGCACCCCACUGGGCUGGAGCUCCUUGUGAAUCAUGGGAGUAUAGAUGCCCGGGACUGGGUGGUGGAGCAGGUGUGGUACAACGGAAAGUUCUACAGAAGCCCAGAAGAACUGGCUCAGAAGUAUGCCAACAGAGAGGUGGACGUGGUGGUCCUGGAGCACCCACCACCCAAGGGUGAGGGGGAUGAGAGCAUGGAGAAGACAGCUCUCUUCUCCUCCUAUAAACUCCGCGGGGACUUCCCCAGCCCCAUCAGCGUGAACGGCCCUCGCUUGGUCCAGCCCCACGGCCCUCGCUACAGGCUGGAGGGCAACACCGUGCACUAUGGGGGCUGGAGCUUUGCCUUCCGGCUGCGCACCUCGUCUGGGCUGCAGGUCCUGAACGUGCACUUUGGUGGAGAGCGUAUUGCCUAUGAGGUCAGUGUGCAAGAUGCCGUGGCACUGUAUGGAGGACACACACCUGCGGGCAUGCAGACCAAGUACAUCGAUGUGGGCUGGGGCCUGGGCAGCGUUACCCAUGAGUUAGCCCCUGGCAUCGACUGCCCGGAGACUGCCACCUUCCUGGACGCCUUCCACUACUAUGAUGCCGAUGGCCCUGUUCACUAUCCCCGAGCUCUCUGCCUCUUUGAGAUGCCCACAGGAGUACCCAUUCGGCGGCACUUUAAUUCCAACUUUAAUGGUGGCUUCAACUUCUAUGCAGGGCUGAAGGGUCAGGUGCUGGUGCUGCGGACGACUUCAACCGUCUACAAUUAUGAUUACAUUUGGGACUACAUCUUCUACUCCAACGGGGUGAUGGAGACAAAGAUGCAUGCCACCGGCUACGUCCACGCCACCUUCUACACCCCUGAGGGGCUGCACCACGGCACCCGCCUGCACACCCACCUGAUUGGCAACAUGCACACCCACUUAGUGCAUUACCGCGUCGACCUGGAUGUGGCAGGCACCAAGAAUAGUUUUCAGACUCUGCAGAUGAAGCUAGAAAACACCACCAACCCCUGGAGCCCAAGACACCGCCUGGUCCAGCCAACUCUGGAGCAGACGCAGUAUUCCCAGGAACGUCGGGCAGCCUUCCGCUUUGGACGGACACUACCCAAGUACCUGCUCUUUACCAGCCCCCAGGAGAACCCCUGGGGCCACAAGCGCAGCUACCGCCUACAGAUCCACUCCAUGGCCGACCAAGUGCUGCCCCCAGGCUGGCAGGAGGAGCGGGCUGUUACUUGGGCCAGAUACCCCCUGGCAGUGACCAAGUACCGGGAGUCGGAGCUGUGCAGCAGUAGCAUCUACAACCAGAACGACCCCUGGGAUCCUCCUGUGGUCUUUGAGGAGUUUCUUCACAACAAUGAGAACAUCGAAAAUGAGGACCUGGUGGCCUGGGUGACAGUGGGCUUCCUGCAUAUUCCCCACUCAGAGGACAUUCCCAACACUGCCACGCCCGGAAACUCUGUGGGCUUCCUGCUCCGCCCAUUCAACUUCUUCCCAGAGGACCCAUCUGUGGCAUCCAGAGACACUGUGAUUGUGUGGCCUCGGGACAAUGACCCCAACUAUGUCCAGCGCUGGAUCCCUGAGGACAAGGACUGCUUGAUGCCUCCCCCUUUUAGCUACAAUGGGACCUACAGGCCCAUGUGAGGGGUCCCUAACCCCAGUUCCUACCAGAAGCCCGGGAGCCUCACAGGGACAGAAAAUCAACCCCUCUUAGCGC
Molecule: messenger RNA, 2428 nt
Organism: Carlito syrichta (Philippine tarsier)
Lineage: Eukaryota; Metazoa; Chordata; Mammalia; Primates; Tarsiidae
Gene: AOC1
Product: amine oxidase, copper containing 1
Exons: 5
Coding region: 88-2355 (755 amino acids)
Biological process (GO): amine metabolic process; response to antibiotic
Cellular component (GO): plasma membrane
Molecular function (GO): primary methylamine oxidase activity; quinone binding; copper ion binding
Source: RefSeq, a predicted model, not a curated record